Bactrocera tryoni is the source of this 1164-nucleotide messenger RNA. Its product is annotated as arrestin domain-containing protein 3-like. Gene Ontology annotation, biological process: protein transport. The record is from RefSeq and is a predicted model, not a curated record. The transcript has 5 exons. Lineage: Eukaryota; Metazoa; Arthropoda; Insecta; Diptera; Tephritidae. Gene Ontology annotation, cellular component: cytoplasm. Bases 90 to 1043 code for a protein of 317 amino acids.
CAAAACUGAAAGUCAUUUGAAAAUAAAAUAAAAAAAUGUGUAUGUUUAAAUACAAUUAAAAUUUUAAGCAUUAGAUAGCAAUUUUCAUAAUGCCCACCUGCGAGUUUACCUUCGAGCGUGAUACGGCGGUGUAUGUGUGUGGUGAAAAGCUAAGCGGCAGUGUGGCGGUAGCAUUCGCAAAGGAGAGAUUACUUGAAGAUAUACGCAUAGACUUCUGUGGUAAGGCUACCGUUAGUUGGGUUGACACAAUGGCGCGCUUUCCAAAGCUCUACUCCGCUGAGGAGACAUAUAUGGAGAUGGAAACAGUCGUUUUUCAAGGCGGUCUACUGAAGCCAAACACAUAUAAUUACAGAUUUAAUUACCUUAUACCAGAUAUAUGUCCGACCACUUGUACGACAGAUAUCGGACGCAUUUACUACGAAUUAUCUUUAAUACUUUCAUUCCAAGACAAGACACACGACAAGACAGAAACGCGUAAAUUUACACACGAAAUACUGGUGGUGCAGGUAUUUAAUAUCGAUAAAGUACCCAAUGCAUUGUUACCAGUCAUACGUAACGAUGAGAUCUUCUUCUGCUGUUGGCCCUGCUCGGCCGGUCCGAUUUCUAUACAUUUGAAGGCAGCAUCGGGCGCCUACAUACCCGGCAACACUAUAAACUUCUCCAUUGAAGUGGCUAAUAUGUCGAAGCGUUGCGAAUUUCGCACACAUAUCACCGCCUCCUUCAUGCAAGUCUACAAAUUCACCACACAAGUGCCGCGUCGUCGCACGCGCUAUAUUUCGUACGUUUUGAGUAGCGUGGAACACCGCAUCAUUGUCAAAACGGAUGACAUCGCUUCGCUGGAUGAGAAAUUCAUCGUACCGCCGCUACCGCCUUCCACACAGGGUACGCACAUCAUUUCAAUUAAAUACGAGUUACGUCUGGAGACGCGCAUCAGCUAUGCCACACAAUCAAUGUCCGACUUGACAUUGCCCAUACUGAUAGGAACGUCGGCGGACAUAACACCCGAGCACACAAAUACGCUGAGGAAAAGUAGACGCUUGUAACGACUUUAUGCCAACAAUUAUCUAUGCAAGCUCUGGCACAACCUCUGGUAGAAGAAGCGGUAUUUUCAGGGGUUUGAUCUUCGCUGGCAUUCUUUUGAGGCCCCUCGGUAGCGCUUGGCAG